AUCUUGCAGAUGCCGUUAGGAGCUCCGGAGGACACCUGAGGACACAGAGGCACAUGAUUUUUUUUCAGGUUACCUAUUUAAUCUACUACUGUGACGAUAUAGCAACCUUUUAUAAAAACUUUUUUCAAUCAUAUUUGCUCCAAUCUCGCCUACUUCAGCUUUAAACCAAAAAUAUUAUGUUUUUAUAAACAUGUUCAGAGUGUUCUGUUUAAACACACUUUCAACAAGUUACCUAUAAAAACUGCCACCUAAUGUUUUACAUGCAGAGUCAAAAGUGCAAAUAAAUAGGACAACAUGUCCCCAAAUGAUCAUUUACAAAACUCCUCCCACUCUGGUCUAAACAGUGGACGUGCAGUGAAAUGCAGUAGAACACCUGCAGGAAAGCAGAUUCAUUUGUGCAACAGAUCUUUGCACAACAACAAAGUCACAUGCAGUAAAUCACGUGCGCAUGCAAGGUUAUGUUCUGUUUGUGCUUCACUUGAACAGAUAACCCUCCGUCAUCAUGGAGACCCAGCAGCAGCAGCAGCAGCAGCAGCAGCAGAUGAGAUCCGCCCUGCAGAGCUGCAUAGACGGACACAAAGACGAGCUGCUCAGUCUGAGUCUGGACAUCUGGAGCCGACCGGAACUCGCCUUUAACGAGACACAAGCGCACGACAGGCUGGUCCGGUUCUUCUCUCAGGAGGAGACAUGGACGGUAGAGAGUCACUACACGUUACCGACCGCGUUCCGGGCCAGCUGGGGUCCGGUCGGUGCCGGUACCGGAGGGGCUGGUACCGGGGAGGUGCUGAACGUGGGGUUUCUGUGCGAGUAUGACGCUCUACCGGGUAUCGGGCACGCAUGUGGUCACAAUCUGAUCGCAGAGACUGGAGCUGCUGCAGCACUGGGGCUGAAAGCUGCUCUGUUAGAGAGACACACUGAUCUCCCUCAACCUGUGAAGAUAACAGUUCUGGGAACUCCUGCAGAGGAGUCUACAGGAGGAAAGAUUGACUUAAUCAAGGCAGGAGCCUUCGCUGACGUCGACCUCGUCUUCAUGGCUCACCCAGCACAGCAAGAUGCUUCAUUCCUGCCCUGUGUCGCCAUGAAUGCAGUGUCAGUGAAGUACCAUGGGAAGGCAUCUCAUGCCUCUGCGUACCCUUGGGAGGGAGUGAACGCCCUGGAUGCCGCUGUGCUGGCCUACAACAAUCUGUCUGCGCUCAGACAGCAACUCAAACCAGAGUGGAGGCUUCACGGCAUCAUCAAACAUGGAGGGGUGAAGCCCAACAUCAUCCCUGCCUACACCGAGCUAGAGUUUUAUAUGCGCACGCCGCUGGUUAAGGAUCUUUGUGACCUGAAGGCCAAAGCUGAGGCUUGUUUCAGGGCAGCCGCCGUCGCCACCGGCUGCCAAGUGGAGAUAAUCUACCGAAGCACUGCCUAUUAUAACAUUCUGCCUAAUGCCACGCUGGCAAACCUGUAUGAAAAUAAUGGAAAAGCUUUGGGGAUUCAGUUUCAAGAGCAGCCAGCCAACUUCUCUGGAUCUACAGACUUUGGCAACGUAUCAUUCGUAAUCCCCGGUAUCCAUCCUUUCUUCUACAUCGGCACCGACGCGUUCAACCACACUGAGGAAUACACCGAAGCAGCAGGAGCUGAAAAGGCCCAGUUGUUCACCCUGAGGACAGCAAAAGCCCUGGCUAUGACAGCUGUGGAUGUGGUGUGCUGCCCUGUUCUGCUGAGGCAAGUGAGAGAGGACUUCACCCGGGCCAAACUGAAACAGGAGAAAUCACUAGAAGGCAGCGAUGCAGCUUUGAAAGCUCCAUAAAUACAAUGACUUUAAUAAUAAGUAUAUAGGACAUUUUAUAGCUGACAAGUCAGGGUUGUGUUGGGCUUUUAACUCAAGGACACAUGUUGGGAAACAGCAGUUCUAACAGUUUGUAUGUUUGAAGGAUAGAGCCGUAAAACUACAACUCAGUGUGGGACUCUGUGGUAUUAUAUUUAUGACAACAGGGGCCUCAAAUACCACCUUCAUUAGUUUGGACGAGCUCAUUCCCAGUAGACUAGAACUGCUGUUACAGACUAGAAUAUCAACAUGGUAAUGUUCUUUUAGGUUGUGUGGUGCCAGGACCUGAAAAAAGUUAACUUUUGCGCAUUAAAUGAUAAUAAAGUAAAUAAUUAACACC
This is a messenger RNA of Sebastes umbrosus (honeycomb rockfish), 2153 nucleotides long. Its product is annotated as peptidase M20 domain-containing protein 2-like. Lineage: Eukaryota; Metazoa; Chordata; Actinopteri; Perciformes; Sebastidae. The record is from RefSeq and is a predicted model, not a curated record. The transcript is spliced from 7 exons. Gene Ontology annotation, molecular function: dipeptidase activity. The coding region runs from base 503 to 1795 and encodes 430 amino acids.